Scylla paramamosain (green mud crab) is the source of this 1787-nucleotide messenger RNA. Its product is annotated as U2 snRNP-associated SURP motif-containing protein-like. Bases 624 to 1565 code for a protein of 313 amino acids. The record is from RefSeq and is a predicted model, not a curated record. Lineage: Eukaryota; Metazoa; Arthropoda; Malacostraca; Decapoda; Portunidae. The transcript is spliced from 5 exons.
GGUGAGGGGAACUGUGGAGGACAGGUAGACAGGAAGAGGAGAAAACGGAAUUGAUGAAAAGAAAACGGAAUAUGUGAAAAAAAAGAAAACGGAAACAGAAAGAAAAUGGAGAGCGUGACUUGAAAUAAACAGAAAACGUGAUAGAUAAGAAUAAUAAGAAAAAAAAAGAAAAGAAAGCGGAAUAUGUGAAAAAGAAAACGGGAUACGGAACAAGUGAACAGAAAACGGAAACCAGUGAAGCUGAAAAAAAAUAGUAAUAAUAAAAUAGUGAAAUAAACAAAUAAAUAAGUGGAAAUAAGAAAAAAAAUAAGAAUGAGAAGGAAAAAAAGAAGCGAACAAACAAAAAUUUAAACUGAAAGAAGAAGAAAAAAAAACAAAAGGAAAAUGGCAAAAAUGGAGAGAAAGAGAAGAAAAAAUGAAAGAAAAUAAGUAGAAAGGAAAAUAUCAAUAACGAGAGAGAGAGAGAGAGAGAGAGAGAGAGAGAGAGAGAGAGAGAGAGAGUGGAAAGAAAAUGAAACUCAAUAAAUACAGAAAUAAAAUCAAUAAAAUGAAAUAACACAACAACAACAACAACAACAACAACAACAACAACAACAACAACAACAACAAAUGACGUAAAGAAAAUGGGAGCAGGCAGCGCAAAGGGGGUUCAACCGGAAGAAAACGAGGAUGAGGUUGACAGCUUCUCCUCAACUUCUAGCGACCAAUGGGAGCGAGAAGUCGAUACCCCAGCUACUCCGGCUCCCCCUUCUCCUGUGCCACCCCCUCCCCCCGCUAAGAGCAAGCCAAAACCCCCAGCACCCCCCGUAGAGGCCCCCAAAGCCGGGACAAGCGUAGCGCGCAUAGAAAACGAGGAGGAGAAGAAAGAUAAGCCGAAAAAGAAAACGACAUUUGGGUUCACGCUGCGUAGAGAACAUCAUUCUGAUAAAAUUGAGGACGUGAAUGACUCUAGUGAUGAUGAAGGGGAGAGAGAGAGAGAGAAGAAGGCGAGGGGUAAACUGGAGAAGGAGAAAGACAAGAAGGGGUUUCGACUGUUCGGGUGGCGGAAGGAGGAAAAGAAAACGGAGAGAGAUGGGUUGGAUGACGACAUAGACGAUCUGGAAAAGACUUUUGACUCCCUUGGUAUCGUUGGGAAGAAUAUGUGGGCGCCGGAUGGGAAGAACGAACGUAAAAUAGAGAGAGAGGAAGCUGUUCUCUCUCCAAUGAGGAAGAGGAAGAACGUGAAGGGGAGGGGAAAAACAGCAACUGGGCAAGUCAAUGGGAGUUCCAGUGGCUCCAAUGCAUCGAAAAGAACCUUCAGAUUCUCCUGGGAAACUGAGAAGCAGAAGUCACCGCCCAGGGAUGAAGGAGACGAGUGGGAAUACAAGGCGGUGGUGAUAGAAGGUUUUGACAUUGAGAAGUUCAGGAAAGCUAACCACAAGGAGUCCGUAUUUGACAGCAACAGUCUUCCCAAUGUAGUGGGGGGCGAGGAGGACCCAGCAUCCAACAGCUUAUCCUCACCGCUGCGUUAUGACCAGACUGAACAGUACAUCCUAGCUUCCAUUGAGAGAGACUUCGCCAAUUAGACUUAACAAAUGUAACGUGGUCGUCUACCUAGUGGUGAGGGACAACGAACUUAUGAAAUAUAUAGAUAAAAACAAAGAAAGGACCAAGGAAAGAAGAAAUGACGAAUAGAAGUGAAAAUUUAAUAUAGACUAUUUAAAAUGACUGAUUAUGUGGCUAUAAGUAAUGCAGAUCACUGAAAAAUGAAUAAACCCGAGUGAAAAUUUAAUAUAUACACUAAUUGA